Messenger RNA from Vespula pensylvanica (western yellowjacket), 607 nucleotides. RefSeq names its product phosphatidylinositol 4-phosphate 5-kinase 6-like. Bases 28 to 558 code for a protein of 176 amino acids. NCBI's taxonomy places the organism in Eukaryota, Metazoa, Arthropoda, Insecta, Hymenoptera, Vespidae. The transcript has 4 exons. The record is from RefSeq and is a predicted model, not a curated record.
AUUUUUAGAACGUUAUAAAUCGACACGAUGGAAAAUAGCGAUCCGAAUCUUAAAAAAGGAAGUGGAAAGUUUUCAUUCUUAAACGGUGACACAUAUGAUGGAGAUUAUGCGUUGCAUUUAAUUAAUGGCACUUUGGUUAAAAACGGUGAAGGAGUAUACGUUACAGACGAUUUUAAUACCUAUAGCGGUAAGUGGGAAAACGAUAAUUUUGUCGAAGAAAAUUUCUUCAUUCAGCAUAACAACGGAACGCGAUAUAAUGGUGGAAUUAACGCGAAUGGACAGAUGAGUGGCAAAGGUAUAUAUCAUUUUCCCGACGAUUCAUCGAUAAACGCAAUAUGGUAUGAAAAUAAGCCCGUUUCCGAGAUUACUUAUCAAGAUUCACUCGGUUACGUUUGGAUCGUUAAAACUAUUUCGGAUGACUCGAUUUACUUCAUGCCUAACAAUCAUUUUUGGACCGAAACAUGUCGAGCAACGACGUCCGAUGACGUUCCGGUGCAAUCGUCGCUAUCGAUUUUAUCCAAUUCGACUUGUUUUUCAAACAUUCUAUCAAAUAAAUAAUCUCAAUUGAUUGAUGUACUCUAUCUAAUAAAAAUUCGAUCACGAUUAU